Molecule: messenger RNA, 1732 nt
Organism: Miniopterus natalensis
Lineage: Eukaryota; Metazoa; Chordata; Mammalia; Chiroptera; Miniopteridae
Source: RefSeq, a predicted model, not a curated record
CGGGCGGUCAGCACGAGCGGGCGGCACCAUGGCCUUGAGCCUUUUGCAGGACUGGUGCAGGGGGCUGGACGUCGACGUGCACAGGGCGCUGCUGGUCACCGGCAUCCCCGAGGGCCUGGGGCAGGCGGCCAUCGAGGCCGUCCUGAAGCCCGCCUUCCAGGCCCUGGGCACGUUCAGGCUGAGGAGCACGAGGGCCCUGAGAGACGAGAAGGCCAAGGCCGCCCUGGUGGAGUUCGUGGAGGACAUUAAUCACCCCGCCAUCCCCAGGGAGAUCCCGGGCAAGGACGGCGCCUGGAGGGUCCUGUGUAAGGACCGCGCGGAGGACACGCGAGUCCUGAGGCAGAUGAAACGCUUGCUGCUGGAUGAAAGGGCCCCCGGGGACACGAGCAGAGCCAGGGGCAGCAGGCUGGCGCAGAAGGGCAAGAAGCGGGGCCGGGGCGGGCGGCCGUUCACCGCCGCCUCCGCGCGGCGCGGGUCCGAGGACUCCUCCUGCGACAGCCUGGGCGUGGUGAUCGAGGAGAUAGACGAGGAGGACCUGAGCGGGCUGGACGACCAGAGGGCCCUGUACACCACGCUCCAGGUGGCCGCCAAGGAGCUCGUGAAGAAAUGGGCUCUCCAGGGUGACCCAGAGGACGGAGACGGCCCCCGCGAGUUCUUGGCUCUGGUGACGGUGACGGACAAAGCCAAGAAGGAGGAGAUGGACAAGGAGACCCCGGGGGCUGAGUCCAUCAGCCUCAACAUCGAAGACCUGAGCGGGGUCCCCGAUUUGGUGGCCCUCCUUGCCGUGAGAGACACUUCUGGCGAGGAGCCCCUAGACAGCGACGCUUCCGAGGGCGAGUCGCAGGAAAACGGGGGCCAAGAGCAAGAGGGGGGCAACCCUGAGUUUGUGGCCAUCGUCGCGUAUACAGACCCCUCGGACCCGUCCGCCCGGGAGGAGAUGUUGAAAAUCGCGUCUGUGAUUGAGUCGCUGGGCUGGAGCGACCAGAAGGAGCAAAAAGAUGCGCUUCCCGAGGUGCUGUCCGUCAUGUCCAAGGACACGUCCGGCACCCGCGUGAAGGUGGAGGAGGCGGGCCGCCAGGUGGACGCCAUGGUGCUGAGGAAGGCCAAGGCCGACGGGAACCUCCUGGAGUGCAUUUCCACCUUGGCCGAGCCCGAGACCCUCCCCAAGGGGAAGAAGGCUCCGCGGGGCCUCUUCGGGGGCUGGGGAGACGAAGAGGAAGAGGUGGGCCUCCUGGAGCUCGUGGCGCUGCUGGCGGCCCAGGACCUGGCCGAGGUGAUGAAGGGAGACCGGGAAGAAGCCCGGGAGGGCGGGAAGUCGCGAUGCGCCAAGGGCGGCCUGGGGGAGGUGCUGGCGCUCCUGGCGGCGGCGCGCGGCGGCCGGGAGUCGGAGGAGGAGUCGGAGGGGGCGUCGGACGGAGGCUCAGAGGAGGCGUCUGAGGACACGGAGAGCGAGGAGUCGGAGCCUGAGGACCGGGCGUCCAGGAAGCCCCGUGCCAAGCGAGCCCGCACGGCCUCUAAGGUCCUGGGUCAGGCCGGCACCCCCUCGGGGUCCCGCAAAGCCCGACGGGGAGGCCGGGGCCGCGGGGGGAGGGGCAACACCCCCGAGAAGAAAGCCAAGGACGAGGCGGCGGGCGACAAGAAGAAGAAGGGGGGGCAGCCGCCCACCGGCUCCAAGCCGGCCCGCGGGAAGAAGGCUCGUCGGGGCGGGAGGCUGCCCCCCAAGUGCCGCUAG